UUCAUGGAACCCCUGCCGAGGUGACUUGUCACCAAGAAACAGUGCGUCAAUGCGAGUGUAGCGGACAAUGCAACUGGCAAGCAUGCGAAGAACCCUGUCAAGUAUGCUCAUGCUCCUACUGUUCGAUGCGCCCCAUCGACAUUCAACUCGUUUGUCGACCACCUAACGUUCAACCAGCGUAUGCGAAUCAAAGAAAUGGGUUUUGGUGGGCUCCUUCAUGUUUCGGCAGAUAGGUUAGAGAGCAGAGAACUAUUAAAGUUCUUGUUGGACAGGCUAGACCCCAGCACUAUGGUGAUCAAUAUUUCCAAAGACAAGGGAAUCCAUGUCACCCCGUACGCCGUCAUGCAAGUGCUUGGUUUACCGGACAGUGGUGAACAUCUACAUUUCCAUUCACACAACCAAGCAUCUAGGGAGUUCUCUGCUUUCAAGGCUUGGGUUGGUCUAGAAGAAUCCCAAGACAUGCAUGCUAGCCAUCUCCAAAAUAUUUUGGAGGAUGAUUCUAAUAUGGGAUCUGCCAUUAUUGAUGAUGACAUGGCAAUAAGAUUUUUCUUCAUCAUUGCUUGUAACAAACUGCUUUUCCCAAGCACAGACAACAACAUCAGGUGCAAGGAUGUUUACUUGACUAGGGACCUGACUUGCUUACCAGGGUUGAACUGGUGCAAAGCAGUUGUGGAUGACCUUCAAGAUGUUGCAUUCACUUGGCGGGCUGACAAAACAAAGAAAUCGCUCUCAGGAUGUGCAAUAUUUCUCAUUAUACUGUAUCUUGGCAACCUCCAAUGCAAAUAUCAGAUUGCACACACUGAAACUCCUCGCGCAAAGUACUUUGAUCAAAAUGUUAUUAAGAAGAUAAUUACUGCUGACAGGAUGAAAGACCGACAAGGGAAGGCUACAUUUGGGCUAUUACCGGAACAGCAUCAAUUCUUGCUACCAUAG
Panicum virgatum (switchgrass) is the source of this 933-nucleotide messenger RNA. RefSeq lists its product as uncharacterized. NCBI's taxonomy places the organism in Eukaryota, Viridiplantae, Streptophyta, Magnoliopsida, Poales, Poaceae. Bases 181 to 933 code for a protein of 250 amino acids. The transcript is spliced from 4 exons. The record is from RefSeq and is a predicted model, not a curated record.